Messenger RNA from Drechmeria coniospora, 1548 nucleotides. RefSeq lists its product as uncharacterized. Bases 1 to 1548 code for a protein of 515 amino acids. The transcript has a single exon. NCBI's taxonomy places the organism in Eukaryota, Fungi, Ascomycota, Sordariomycetes, Hypocreales, Ophiocordycipitaceae. The record is from RefSeq and is a predicted model, not a curated record. Gene Ontology annotation, molecular function: ubiquitin binding; phosphatidylinositol binding.
AUGCGGCCAUCGCUUGGACGGCUGCUGAUUGCGUCAGCUUGCAGGCAGCACAGGCAGCCCCAGUGCCACGCCCCCUCCAGCCUCCGCGGCGAGGCCGGCCGAGAGCCCCGAGGUGACGGCACACAACAGCGUGGUGCGUGCGAGGAAUGGCAUGCCCUGCCGACGGCCACGUCGCUGACGAAGCUGCAGAAAGCCUUUUGCGAAUCCGGCGGCAACGCCCAGAGCGACGAGGUGCUCUUCCUGCCGCCCAUCGUCGACGCCGCCGAGUCCUCGCCGGCGGCCGCGGCCGAAUGCGCACGCAUCAUCCGCAAGUUUCUCGGCAAGGACUAUUCCUCCCGGCCGUCGUGGCAGUACAACGCCAUCAUGCUCGUCCGCAUCCUCACCGACAACCCCGGCCAGACCUUCACGAGGAACCUCGACGACAAGUUCGUCGACACGGCCAAGGCGCUGCUGAGAAACGGCAAGGACCCCAGCGUCCGUCAGCUGCUGAUGGAGACCCUCGACAGCAUGGAGCAGACCAAGAUGUACGACGAAGGCCUGCAGCCGCUCAUCCAGAUGUGGAAGAAGGAAAAGGUAAGGGCGCUCGACGACUCUGGCGUGCGAAUCCCCGCCGUCCCCGCUGCCGCCGACCGAGAGCUGACCGACACGCCUCCACAGAGUCGCCUGCCCCCCGUCGGGCCUCGCCCGCCCGACAAGAACGCUCCCCGCCAGGUCAACGACGCGCAGUCGCAAAACUAUUUCGCCAAGGCCCACUCCAACUUCCGCCUGCCGGAUCCCGUCGAGCUCGCCAGCCGGCUCGAGGAGGCUCGCACGUCCGCCAAGCUGCUCGAGCAGGUUGUCAUGAACACGCCACCAGGCGAGAUGCUGCAGAACGAGCUCAUCCGAGAGUUUGCCAACCGCUGCAUCAGCGCCUCUCGCAGCAUCCAGGGCUACAUGAACUCCGACAACCCGGCGCCCGACAACGACACCAUGGAGAAUCUCAUAGACACCAACGAGCAACUGCAGACCGCUCUCAACCAGCAUCACCGCGCCGUCCUGAGGGCCAAGAAGCAGCUGGGCGUCGGCUCGACCGACGUCUCGCCGUCGCCAGAGCCCAACGGUGCCGAACGCCAAACCGUCACCGCCGCCGAGCCCUUCGUCUCCGGCGGAAUCGGCGGCAAGGGGAAGCAGACGGAGCAGUAUAGCCCGCCAGACGGCCCGCCGCGAACGGAAGCGUCGAGCUCUGGGUACCGCCGGGAGCAGGCCCAGGCUGCCGACGAUGGGUUGGACGACCCCUUUGGGGAUCCUCGACCCGGCAGCUCGAACAGUGCGGCCCGCGGCCGUGCCAAGGUGCUCGACGAGCGGGCUGCAUCCAACGAGCCCUACACCCCCAAGGCCGCGGAUUCCUACUUUGCCGAGGAGACGGCGGCGGCGAACGGGUUUGGCGCUUCGAGGAGUGCGACGGGCACCUAUGUCCCCUCUCCGCUGACGCCGAGGUCCGGGACGCAUGAAGAUGAUGAUAUUUACGAAGCGACGCCGAGGAGCCAGGAACCACUUUAUCGGUAUUAG